AUGGCAAAAAGACAUAAGCAUUUCGAUAAAAGAAAUACAAAACCCAAAACAAAAGGAAAGAAUAAAAACAAAGGAAAAAGCCAAGGUAAAAAUAAAUCUAAUAAGCCCAUACCUUUUAACCCAGAUUUAUUGCAAUCUUUAGAUGGUACAGAUGACAUUUAUUUACCAUCUAAAGAAGAAAUUCAACUUGAUUCUUUUAGAUAUGCUGAAUCCUAUGAACAAUUUUAUUUUAAUAAAAAGAAAUCAAAUAUGCAAAGAGCAGGUUUGAAAUACUUCAAUGACAAUUUAGAUAACAAUACUAGAGCAUUUAGAAAAAGACCUGUAGAAUUUAUCAAAGCUAAGAAUGAUUAUAAUCCUUCAAAAGAACUAUUUAUUAAAUUAGGAAUAUUAAAAGAGGAGGAAAAAAAUGAUAGACAUAACUUAGAAGAUGAGCUAAAGGGUGAGCUAGAGAGUAAAUCAGAGGCUGGAGUAGGUGCUGCCUUUGAUAUUGAGCAAGAACUGGAUCUAGAAGAUGGUAACGACCUUAACAAUCUGGAUGAAGAUAUUGAAGUUAUAAAUAAUAGUGACGCUGAUUCGUUAAGUAGGAAUACUUUAAUAGAAGAUACCCCCAAUCAUGAGUUGUUCUUCAUCGAUGAGGGUGCUGUUAAUACUUCUACCAAAAAAUGUUUUAAAAGUGAUAGAUCCAUUAAUAAAUCAAAAGACAUAUAUUCUAAUAUAAACAGUUCUGAAUGCAGUACUAAUUCAUCACAAGCAAAAAUCUCAAAAGAUAUUCCAAAUUUAGAAUUCAAUCCAAUACUUACUAUUGGUAAAACUGAAUUACAACUUGAAAAUAAAGACAAUCAAAUAUCAGUAACAUCUUCAUACUCUAACUAUAUUUCAAAUGUUAUGAAUAAUGUUAUUAACAAUUCAGAAAGUGAUAUAGAUAAUGAACUUGAACUAUUAGAAGAGUCUAAAAUUGAACCAAGCAAUGAAGAGUUUGCUGAAAGGGAAAAAGAAUACGAUGAAAGAGAAAUAACGAAGAUAAGACAACCUAAUAGCACAUAUGAAUUUGAUUCACAUUUAUCCGUUCAAGACGAUCUAAAUGAAUUACAUAUAGAAGAUCAAGAUACCAAAAAUGACGAGCCUGAAAUUCCUGAAUUUGGUAUGUUAGAUGAAGAUUAUGUUGUUAAUUUUGAAGAACUACAGAUAACUAAUAUUCGAUUUAGUGUAGAUUCGAAUUCUUAUUAUUUAAAAUGUUUUGGCUUAUUAGGAAAUUAUAAUUUUCAAUGGAUUGACGAAUUGACUUUACAAGAUUAUUUAAUAGAUGAUUUAAGCUUACCUGAAUAUAGAUUUAAGCCAUUCCUAAAUUAUAUCGAAAACUUAAUUAUACCGAAGGAAGAAUCAAUUACUCCAAAUUACUCUGAUAUUCCAUUUUCUAGCUCUUCUGAAGAGGAAGAUGAAGUUACAGAUACUUUUACUGAAGAUAUGAACGAAGGACUGGAAGAUUUGAUUCUAUCUAUGACUAAAAAUGAAAAACAAAGAAUGAACAUUGAAUAUAAUCCAUUAGAUUUUGAUAUUAAGACUUUAAAAACAAAAGGAAGAGGGAAAAAAAGGAAACUAUUAGUAGAUGACGAUUUAGAUCCAUCUAUUAAAAAUUUAUUAAUUUCAAAAUUUGAUUCACGUAAUAAGAACAAGGUAAAGAAACGAAAAGAUAAAUUAUAUUUUAUUGAUUUAGAAAAUCAAAAUUCAAAUGAUCUAUUCAAAAAAUAUCCAAGAGGUUUACAUAUCUUGAAUAUUUAUGAUGAAUUUGAAAUAUUCUUAAAGAGCCAUAAAAAGAAAUUUUCAGAAAAGACGGAUUCAACACUAAAAGACUCUCUUUUAUUCCCACCUUUAGAUCCACAUGGUAAUAAAAUAUUAAAGAAAUUUGCAACUUUAUAUAAUAUGAAUUCUAAAAAGAUGGGUAAAGGAAAUAAAACCCACAUGCUAAUCCAGCUAAAUAAAAAUACUAUACGAAAAUCAAACUCUAUUAAUUAUAAUAUGAUUACUAAUCUAACAAAACAAAGACCAAUAUUUAUGAGAAUCGAUACUCAUUCAAUAAUUGAAAAAUCUGAUAUUCAUUAUAGUGAUGACACUUCUAGAAGAAAUACAAAAACAACCACAACUAGAUUAUCUUCAUUUAGAAAAGGAAAAUUUAAUUUAACAGAAGGUGAAAUAGUUGGUCAUAAUGCUCCAGAAAUUGGUAAGGAAAAUAUUGGUAGACGAUUGUUAGAAAAAUUAGGUUGGAAGAAUGGUGAGGGAUUAGGUGUAGAUGGGAAUAUGGGUAUUAAUUUGCCAAUUACUGCAAAAGUUAAAAAAACAAAAGCUGGUUUAAAAUAG
Henningerozyma blattae CBS 6284 is the source of this 2355-nucleotide messenger RNA. It is a transcript of the gene SQS1, whose product is annotated as Sqs1p. NCBI's taxonomy places the organism in Eukaryota, Fungi, Ascomycota, Saccharomycetes, Saccharomycetales, Saccharomycetaceae. The transcript has a single exon. The coding region runs from base 1 to 2355 and encodes 784 amino acids. The record is from RefSeq and is a predicted model, not a curated record. Gene Ontology annotation, molecular function: nucleic acid binding.